This is a messenger RNA of Nannizzia gypsea CBS 118893, 1626 nucleotides long. RefSeq lists its product as hypothetical. The record is from RefSeq and is a predicted model, not a curated record. Bases 1 to 1626 code for a protein of 541 amino acids. The transcript has a single exon. NCBI's taxonomy places the organism in Eukaryota, Fungi, Ascomycota, Eurotiomycetes, Onygenales, Arthrodermataceae.
AUGUCGUCCACCCCGGUUUCUGCAGGUUCUGGGCAGUAUGUAUCUCUGUUUAAUCCAGGUGAAAUACAAAGCAACCAGGAAGCCCAGUAUGCUGUUACCGGGGGAAGCUCAUCUCACUCUGGCUUUGAGAAUGAUGAGAACUUGGAAGAUGAUCAUGGCCAAAGCGAAACACACGUCUUUGAGAGCGAAAACACAGCGAUACCAUUUUCCAGCGAUAUUGGUAACUCUGAUGACGAAGAGUAUGGACCUCCAUCUUCAUUUGAAGAGAUGGAGAGAAGUUCUCCGCGUAUGAAUAAAUUUCAUGGGCCACCAUCUACCUGGAGAAGCUGGACCAAACGGGAACGCAACGAAUUUGCCGCAUUGGAAACCAUACAGUCAAGAGACCUUUCCAUUCACCUAUACAACUCGUUUGUGCUUAAGAACAAAGCAAAGAAAAUUAAGGCUAGGGCAUUGGUGGGGAGAGCGUUUGAUGGAGCUUCGAUUGAAGCACCGUACGAUUCUCUGCCAUCAUUUGCUCCUAACAGGGGCUGGACAGCUUGGCCUAUGCCUGCUGACGAAGUUCCCAGAGCGGAUGAACGUAUCAACAGAGAUCCAGACGAUACCUGGACAAUUAGCAUGGCCCCAGACGACAGGCCAAGUGCGGAAUUGGAAGAAUGUAUCAUUGCCCACAUGAUGAGAAUAUCCAGGCAAAGGUUUGAUGCAAGACCCUGGGACUGGCGCGGUGCUCAACGCUUUGAGAGGGAGGGAUCGCUGGAACAAAUGAAUAACGAAAAUCCGCCUCCCCAGGAUGAAAACGGAUCAAGGGAAUCUGUCCCGCCCGGACCUGAGCUCCAUCCUGUAACACAGGUUGAUGAUGAGGAGUCUAGGAGGCUCCUUCGCCCGGAGGCACGAAAUAUCCUGGAAAAGCUUGACGGUCUUUUACUGAAUCUCCAGGCGGCACGAAAUACAUGCACUGCAAUGUCCCGGAGAUCGAUAAAAGAGCAGGAACCGUCAAACCCAAGAACCAAAAAUAGCUCAUUAAGUGACGAGGCUAGUUCUCCAAGCCAAAAAAGCCUCUCUCACUCUGUGGUAGAGUCUGAGGACGAUGAUGACGGUGAUGGUAGCGAAGGCGAAAUUACCCCCAAUUCACUGUUACAACAUCCCGAGAAUAAUUCUGAUAGCUUUAUACUUACCCAGUCUUCACAUGUGAACACUCAAAAACGGCCUGUACGGUUUGGCCUUCGUGACUGGAGUGAGAUUCUCGGCGUGGCCUCGUUGACUGGGUGGCCAACCGAUGCAGUCCUGAGGGCUUCUAGACGGUGUGCAGAUCUGUUUGGCGAAGACCAAGUAUUUACGACGAUGGACGAAGGUAGAGUGCAACUUGGGAAAACAGAUAAUGGCAUGCCAUGCUGGAAACACACGGACUCAGAUCAGUCAUUUAUGGAAGCCAAAGCGAUGGAAAGCGGACCAAUAUUCGGUGGCAUUGAAAAUCCAAAACAAGAUGCAAGAUACUGUCCCGUUGCAGGCUGUCCGCGUCAAUUGAGAGGAUUUUCCAGGGCAUGGAAUCUUAACCAGCAUCUUAAAAAGGCCCAUGCGGAUCUACUAGCGGAGUCAAAAGUUCAGCUUGCCAAGCGGGUGUAUAAAUGA